Raphanus sativus (radish) is the source of this 297-nucleotide messenger RNA. Its product is annotated as precursor of CEP9-like. Gene Ontology annotation, cellular component: extracellular region. Lineage: Eukaryota; Viridiplantae; Streptophyta; Magnoliopsida; Brassicales; Brassicaceae. The coding region runs from base 1 to 297 and encodes 98 amino acids. The record is from RefSeq and is a predicted model, not a curated record. Gene Ontology annotation, biological process: root development; regulation of root development; regulation of leaf morphogenesis. The transcript has a single exon. Gene Ontology annotation, molecular function: hormone activity.
AUGAAACUCUUCACUAUCUCCAUGAUGACCAUUAUGGCCAUCUCAAUAGUGCUUGUCCAAGUACCAUCCACUACUGAAUCAAGACCAACAGACAAUCAAAAUCAUUUCAAAGUGACGUAUUUGAAUAAUUUUGUGUCCACGGUACCAGUUGCACGCAAUGUUGAUGGUCAUAAGGAAGGUAUAAUUGUUCAAGCAAAAAUAUUGAAAGAUAUUGAAGCUUUUCGCCCUACUACACCAGGGGACAGUCCUGGCAUUGGACAUCCACAUCCACCACGGCUCAGUGAUGACUUCAAAUAG